Messenger RNA from Ruditapes philippinarum (Manila clam), 648 nucleotides. Its product is annotated as ribonuclease P protein subunit p20-like. Lineage: Eukaryota; Metazoa; Mollusca; Bivalvia; Venerida; Veneridae. The record is from RefSeq and is a predicted model, not a curated record. The transcript has 2 exons. Gene Ontology annotation, cellular component: ribonuclease MRP complex; nucleus; nucleolar ribonuclease P complex. Gene Ontology annotation, biological process: tRNA 5'-leader removal. The coding region runs from base 96 to 581 and encodes 161 amino acids. Gene Ontology annotation, molecular function: nucleic acid binding.
ACUGACUCUGAAUUCGCAUAAAGUUUACUCUUCGGCACAAUUUCUUUUGCAGUGCAGUGAAAUAUUUUGUUAUCUAAGGCUCUGCAUUUAGAAGCAUGGCAUCCAGUAAUGUGAUUAAGAAAGAACCUAAAUUGAAAGAGAAUAGUAAAGCCCGCUUAUCUGCGAUAAAAGAUAUGAUUGACAAUGAAGAAUGUGUCCUUAGAAAACGGCUACCAAGAAAACUUCCAAAACGAGAUUGUGAUGUCUAUGUCUCAAACCGUACAAAUUAUAAACAGCAAUUAGAAAGGUGCCAGAAGAUUCUUGACAAUGGGAAUUUAGUAUGUAUACAUGGACUUGGUAUAGCAAUUAACAGGGCAAUAAAUUUAGCAAAUCAGUUGAAAAGUAAUGGAACAGGCACGGUAGAGGUGGCUGCUCAUACUUCAACAGUGGAGCUAACAGAUGACAUUGAGCCGCUAAAAGAUGACAGAGACGCUGAAACUGUGUCGAGAAAUAAUUCUGCAAUUCAUAUUAGAGUCUUUAGACCAGAUGGUGAAAGUGCAAGCAAACAGCUUGCUAAAAUUGAGAAACAUUUGAAAAAAUAGAUUUCCAAAGGUUGAACAAGAAAUAGAACCAACAAGUUCAGAUGUGCGAGACUGGCAAUCAUGAAGA